AUGACGAUCGCAGAAGAGCUCCGGUCGCGUAACUUCAGUAUAUACGGCCAAUGGGCGGGUAUCAUCAGCAUGGUCCUGUGUUUCGGUCUAGGAAUCGGCAACAUCUUCCUCUUCCACUGGGUCAUCCUGUUUGCCGUGAUAUGCCUCAUUUGCUCGUUCGUCAUCCUCUUCGUCGAAGUCCCUCUGCUCCUUCGCGUCUGCCCAACUUCUUCGACCUUUGACACGUUCAUCCGCCGAUUCGAGACCAACUACAUGCGCGCCGCCAUUUACCUCGCCAUGAGCGUCAUCCAAUGGAUCUCGAUUGCCGUAAAGACAACGAGUCUCAUCGUAGCUGCGAUUGUUCUGCUGAUCACCGCCUGUUUCUAUGCACUGGCUGGAGUCAAGGGUCAAGGCUUUGUUGGAAGCAAGACGUUGGGUGGCCACGGUGUCGCUCAGAUGAUUGUCUAG
Aureobasidium subglaciale EXF-2481 is the source of this 447-nucleotide messenger RNA. RefSeq lists its product as uncharacterized. NCBI's taxonomy places the organism in Eukaryota, Fungi, Ascomycota, Dothideomycetes, Dothideales, Saccotheciaceae. Gene Ontology annotation, biological process: vesicle-mediated transport. The transcript has 3 exons. Gene Ontology annotation, cellular component: Golgi membrane. The coding region runs from base 1 to 447 and encodes 148 amino acids. The record is from RefSeq and is a predicted model, not a curated record.